UCCUCUCUGCUCUUCCGUCCUGUGUAUCUGUCCCAUCCCUUCGGUCUCUUCUCCCUCCUCUGCUCCUCUCCUGUCUUCUCCCCUCUUUUUCUCCUGUGUGUGUCAGGGUGGAAUGAACUUCUGAUCGCCUCCUUCUCCCACCGCUCCAUCGCUGUGAAGGACGGGGUCCUGCUAGCCAAUGAGCUACCGGACAACGCACACAGUGCAGGGGUGGCGGCCAUCUUUGACAGGGAGAGUGUGCAGAGUGCUGAGGUGGGAGCCAUAUUUGACCGGGUUCUCACUGAGCUGGUCAGUAAGAUGAGAGACAUGCAGAUGGACAAGACAGAGCUGGGCUGCCUCCGAGCCAUCGUCCUCUUCAACCCAGACGCUAAAGGUCUGUCCAACACCGGAGAGGUGGAGCUCCUGAGAGAGAAGGUCUAUGCGUCACUGGAAGCCUACUGCAAGCAGAAAUACCCAGAGCAGCAGGGAAGGUUCGCUAAGCUCCUCCUCAGGCUGCCAGCACUGCGUUCUAUUGGCUUGAAGUGUUUGGAGCACCUGUUCUUCUUCAAGCUGAUUGGUGACACCCCUAUCGACACGUUCCUCAUGGAAAUGCUUGAAGCACCUCAUCAGUUGGCAUAGAGGUGGUAGGAGAGGUGUUCUGUGGCCGGGGUUAGAUAGCUUGGGUCUGGGAAUUUGCUGGAGUGGGACUGCACUUUUAGUUCUUUGGGGAAUUCAGCAUUUUGUCUCACUGCUGUCUGGGUUAUGCUAUUUAGUUCACCACCACAUUGUCUCUUUCAGAACAUACAUCCCCAAGACUUGUGAUCUACAGGCUGGUGCUAUAUAUUAAUAUAACUUCUUGAAUAACUGAGAUUUAAAAAAUAAAAUAAAAAACUAUUUUUAAAAAAUUGGAACCUUUAGUUCCGUUGCUCUGGCUUAUCGAAGCUACAAUUUGGGUAUAUGUUUUUAUAUAACUAUGUUAAUGCUUUUUAGACAAACCCCAAAUGAUAAAGUUAAAUUCUGGUAAGUGAUCUCCCACCGUAACCUGUUUUUAAAAUGAAGGUAACCUGGAUGCAACCAGACUGUAAUUCUACCUUUUUAUCAUUUGUAAUUGGAUCAAAAUCUUAUUGAAAAACAUGUUUUAUUGUCAAAUCUUGGGAAAGUACAUUACUGUACCAAGCGAGCGCUCACUGCGUAACAUGUCUGACUUUCAGCUCCUAGUGGUUUUGUAUCCCUCAGAUGACCAGAAAGCAACACGUUAACAAUAAACCCGGGAUACAAAAGGAGUAGGUGAAUCACAGUGGAACACGGAGCAGGCUUGUAUUGACUGUGUUGACUAGCUUUAUUUGUCUAGUAAUAUGCUAUUAGCAUUGUUUCUCUUUGCUGUUUUGUAAAAUGUAAUCACCUUGCAGGCAAAAAGAUUGAGCUGCAUUGCACAUUUUUGCUAUGUACUAUUUCUACACCAUACAAUACAAGUCAUCAAAUGUCUGGCCAGCAAACAGUCUUUUGGUGCUAUACAACAGACAUUUGCCAUACUUCAUUGCAGCCAUACACCAAACUGCAAACAGGAAAAAUUAUGCAAAAAAAAAAGAACUAACUCAAAUGUUGUAAAUGUAGCAAAACAAAAUGAAUACAUAUGCUGUCUUUCUGCUUGUCAACUUGUCCGUUCUGGGGGCUUUACAAAGUCAAUCAUUCUGUUAGAAAGGGAAUACUCCAAUAUGUCAUUUAUCUAAACAAUUCUAAGGUACUGUGCAAAUAUUGUUCAGGGAAAAUACUAUAUAUUGAUAGGUUUGAAUAAUGAGAUCAGGAGACAGACAAAUUAUGUAAUAAUUGAUAUGUGCCCUUGCUAUUAGUUCACCAUUUGUAUAGAGCAGAUCAUGUCUUAGGUUGUACUGGAUUCCAUAAAGCACUGUUUAUACCUGGUUAUAACGUGCAUCCUUUGUUUUGAUCAUGUCAACAUUCUGAUUGUGCCCACAUUUUCAGACCGGUGUAGAUGAUUGAAAGAGGCAUUGUGAUCAUAUCUUCCUGCCCCCCCCCCCCCCCCGAAGGUAGUCAGGCACACAUUGUGUCUGGGUUUCUUACAAGUGUAGACAUAUGGACAGUGAAUUUAAAUCACAAUUAUAACACCUUCUAAAAUAUUGACAUUUAGCACCAUUGUCUAAUGGCAUCAAUAUGUGUCUUAAAAUAAAUAAAUAUCUAUUAUUUUGAAAGAAUAGCUCUCAAAUCAUUUGCAUACAGGGAGGGACCAGGAUCUGGCAGUGGAUAGAUACAAGACACAUUUUCACAUUUUUCUGAGAGUGUGGACAAGAUCAGGACAAAGGACUGGUGUUUGCACCAGGCAUAAACAAGGAUUUUGAAUCACAUUCAGCUGAAUCUCAUCUUUUUUUUUGUUGAAUUUUUCUGUGCUUUCUAUAGUAGUAGUUUUUCCUGUUUCCUUUUUUUGAGGUGGUUCAUCCUCUCCUCUCUCUGCUUACAGUUUAUAAAAAACACAAACCGUUAUCACGUUUAAAUAUCCAUAACACCUGUGGACAUAGACACAUUAAACAAGACCAAAUAGGAGUUUUGUAUGAUGAUCAUGUGUGAACACCUGAACAAGGGUAUUGGUAUGUGUCAUGAUCCUGUAUAAACUCUGGAGCAGUUUAGUGAUCCGUGUGGAGAAGUGGAUUACAGCUUGGGUAAUGUGGACUGAAAAUAAAGAGCUUGAACUUUU
Molecule: messenger RNA, 2686 nt
Organism: Salvelinus namaycush (lake trout)
Lineage: Eukaryota; Metazoa; Chordata; Actinopteri; Salmoniformes; Salmonidae
Gene: rxrbb
Product: retinoid x receptor, beta b
Biological process (GO): positive regulation of transcription by RNA polymerase II; response to retinoic acid; cell differentiation
Cellular component (GO): nucleus; RNA polymerase II transcription regulator complex
Molecular function (GO): nuclear receptor activity; nuclear steroid receptor activity; retinoic acid-responsive element binding
Source: RefSeq, a predicted model, not a curated record